Molecule: messenger RNA, 4534 nt
Organism: Pezoporus occidentalis (night parrot)
Lineage: Eukaryota; Metazoa; Chordata; Aves; Psittaciformes; Psittacidae
Gene: BLNK
Product: B cell linker
Exons: 27
Biological process (GO): intracellular signal transduction; cell surface receptor protein tyrosine kinase signaling pathway
Cellular component (GO): cytoplasm
Source: RefSeq, a predicted model, not a curated record
AAAGUACAUGGGAAUAUUGUAGAGACAGAAGUGGCUACUACAGGACAAAGAACAGCAUACUGAGAUAGGUUUGGCCACCCUAUUUUUAAAUUAAGAUGGAUCCAAACUGGAGUGUGCUGAGAAUGAAAAGACUGAACAAGUUUCCUAAAUUUCUACAUAUGGACAAAUGCUAAUGAAACUUGGUUUGCUUCUUCAGCGAAGAGAUGUCCAGGUCCCGCCCAUAUGGAGUUUAGACAGCAAUUAUCCUUAUAAACAGACACUUUCUCUUGCACCCUCCAGCAGUAGAGCACAGAUAUUAGAGUUCUUCCUCCUGCUGUGCCACCCAUGGACAUGGUGAACCUGAAUCCCCAGUUAGAAAAACAGGCUACCAAACUGGUUUCCAAGACUGAGCCAUUUUGGUCUAGUUGUAUGUGAUCCUGCCCCUCUGCUGAAGCCCUGCCUGAGGUCCCUUCCAGACCAGAUUUCUGUUGAUUGUGUUAUUUUUAUUUCCUGUUAAAUGAAAAAAAAAAAAAAAAGACAUAACCAAUUAGCAAAACUUUAUCAAACUUCUACACAGAUAGCUGUAAGUAAGCCUUCAUUUUCUGACAUUCUCUUUAGACUUAUUCAGACUAUGAGAUUAUUCUAGCUUUUUACUUUAAGAAUGUUUUCUUCCCACCCACUAUGAAUGCCAAGCCUGUCAAUCACGCUAACAACAACAAAAUCCAUAUGGGACAGUUUAAGGAAGAAGAACAGACAUGAGAAACUGCUCCUUUAACUUAUUUGGAACCAACUCCAGCACGCCUUCCUAGGUACCUCACUUCUGACCACAGUCAGAAAUAAGAUGCCAGGCUGGAUGAACUUGUGGUCUGAUUCUAUCAAGUCUUUCUCACUGGAUAGCAACAUGGCCACAAAACUACCAUCUCAAGAGGAAUUUGAGAACUGGACAGCUUUUCAAGUUGCAGAUCUCCUAAGACAGUUUGGAAUGCCUGAAUCUGCUGUGGUUAUAGAAAAACUGGGCAUGAAUGGAUCUCAUUUCUUGAAUAUAUCAGAUUAUGAGCUGAGCCGGUUCAAAAUAAUGCACCAGCCGAAGCUUCAAAAGAUGGUGCAUGACAUGAAGAAAAAUGAAAGUGGGAUAAUAAACAAGUUCAAAAAGUUCCAAAAUGAACAAGUGGCCUUAAUUUGCAAAACUGGGAAAGAUACUUGGGAUCGGCUAAAAAAAAAACCGCCACCAAGUCUUCCACGAAGGGAUUAUGCUGCAGAACAUGCAGACAAUGAAGAUGAACAAUGGUCAGAUGAUUUUGACAGUGAUUAUGAAAAUCCAGAUGACCACUCUGACUCUGAGAUGUAUGUAGUCCCCAGUGAAGAGAAUCCUGAUGACAGCUAUGAGCCGCCUCCAAGUGAGCAGGAGAAAAAGAAGAUUCCGUCUGCAUUCCCUAUUUCUAGGGGUGAAUAUGCAGACAAUCGCACCAGUCACCAACAGCUCCCUCCCAUCAGCAAAGCUCUCCCAAGUACACCCAGUCCAGCCACAUCUAGACCAAAGAAACCAUCUGUGCCAUCCCUGCCAGUGCCGUCUCCUGCUGCAAAACCAAAAGUACCACCAAAGCCUAAGGAGUGUAGUGAUGAUGAGGAUAAUUACAUUGUGCCAGUGGACAAUGAUGACGAUAACUAUAUUGAACCCACAGAAAGCAGCAUGUCACUACCUACAAAAUCUCCUGUGAAGGCAUUUAUGAAGACAACAAAGUCAGCCCCCCCUACUUCUCCAAAGCCGCCUCUUGCUUCUGAUAUGCAAGAAGUCUAUGAGGUCCCUGAAGAAGAGGAAAAACCAGUACCACCACCGGUAGCCAGGUUUGCUAAGCCACUUCCAUCAGUGCCUGCUCAGAAUACGGAGCACUCCCACAUGCACAGAGAGUCACCUAAGCUGGAUACUUCCAGAAAUAUUUUGCCUCUUCCCAGAAAUCGUCUUCAUCCAAAACCAGAACAUGAAGCAAACAAUAAUCAUGAAAAUCAUAGCUUCAAUAACACACGGGAAUCCAGAUUUCCCACUGGACCAGCUCCAUCUCCGUUGCCAAGGGGCCUAAAGAAAACUUCUAAUGUAAUAAAUUCACCAAAACCAUGUCUACCUCCCAGAGACACCUUAACUGCAAAUGAAGAAAGACCCACAGCAGCAGAACAACGACGAGGUUCCAGCCAAGAGCUUCUGCUUCCACCUUUUCCAAGUGGUGUCCAAAAGCCUUUGCUCCCAAAGUCCUCAAUUCUGCCAAAAGUGCCAGAAGCUGCAAACCGUUCUCUGGGUACUCCCUCUCACAGCAGUAUUUCAUCUAUUUCAAGUACUGCAGAUCAGGAUGCUGGUGUUCAUAGUAAAGCAUGGUAUGCUGCUACAUGUGAUAGGAAAACUGCAGAAGAUGCACUGUACCAAUCGAAUAAGGAUGGAUCUUUUUUAGUAAGAAAGAGUUCUGGACAGGAUUCACGGCAACCAUACACACUGGUGGUGUUUUACAACAGAAGAGUGUACAACAUCCCUAUAAGAUUUAUUGAAUCAACAAGACAAUAUGCACUGGGCAGAGAAAAAAGUGGUGAAGAGCGCUUUGACAGUGUUGCUGAAAUAGUAGAGAAUCAUCAGCACACCUCCCUGGUUCUAAUUGACAGCCAAAACAACACAAAAGACCGUACGAAACUGAAACACAUUGUAAGAGUUUCUUAAUCAAACUGAACUGCUAAAACGAAGACUUGUAAUCAUUUACUUCAACAACCGAAAACAUAUGGAUUGGGUAUUAAAAGAAGAAAAUCAAAACUGAUGGAAAUACUCUUUAAGAUCACCUACUGAAUAAGAGAUGGAGUUCAUAAAGUUCAACCCCGUGUCACUUCUAUUGGAAAAGUACUCACAUUUAACACAAGAAGCCAAAGCAGAUAUGCUCUCAUCUGUGAUUUCCAUCUGUGAACAACUGUAUACCACAGCCUUUGACUGCUAUUUAAAGAUAGAUUUCAUCUAGGACAUUUUCACUUUAAAAGUAAGAAUAUCCACAGUGAUCUGCUCUUCAUUGUGUUUACCACAGAUCACUGCUUGUAGCAAUGACUUUGUAAAGUGCACAGCCCCAGAAGAGCAACUCAGCCUAAUGUACUACUGUGUAAAAACUGAAAAUAGGACUGUACUUCAAGUGAUUAGUGGCAAUAAAGCUGUCUGAAUGUUUUAGAUUGACAUGUGUUGUCCUUUUUCUCAGCUUUAAUCUGUUUCAUUAAUAUUUGUAUUUUCAAAUGUCUAAAUAAAAGUAAGAGGCAUUGCUGACAUUUCUCAGCAUUCUUCCAGUAAGAAAGCAUUGCUUUACUGCCAUUGUGGUUUUAACCUAUAUAUUUGUAUGUGCUCCUUUGCAAGCUGUUGUUAUGAAAACUUAUCACUUUUUACAGCUUUAGCACAUAUACUUAGCUUAACAGCUCUCAAAGCUUUUGUCUUCAGCUUGCCUACUGCUGGUGACCAGUUGAUAAACCAAUGUACCCACCCAGUUCUUGCAGAAUGGGUUUACAGACACACAAGCCUGUUCUAUCACAGUGGUUUACUUAUUGUAUUACUGUAAACAAAUUUUCACAAAGGUUGAAGUGGCUAAAAUUAAAUUUGAAUAUAUAAAUGGCAGCAAUGAAAAACUUAUGAGAACAACUGUUAGUUAGUUCUAGAGGUGUUUGAUUUCCCUGGACCUGAAAAUUCAUCUGUCUUAAAGGUAUUUUUCUGUCUCCAAAGACACCUGCUUUGUUCUGUUCCAGAUUAGGCAGUGUUCUCUAAGACUAUCUGCAAGGCAUUUAAGGCAAAAUUGAGCCAAGCCUUGAGAAGUCUCAGCCAGUCACUUAGAACUAUGGUGUAGCUGUAUUCUGCCACUACUUCUUUGCGGUUUUGAUUAGUUACUUCUACACAUAAUGCCCCUGUCUUCUAGAAGGAGCUGCUUACUGAUAUGAUGAUAAUGUUCAGCAAAUGCUACCUACCUUGCUGCAUCUCAGUUUCUUCCCUCUACAACACAGGUAAUACCCCAGAGGUGAAGCAAAUGAGACACUGGCAAGUCAGAAACAAUGUAUACACACUUUACACAAGCCUGCCUGUGACAGGCUGCUCACAGGACUAUAUAAAUGCUGUGUUUAGUAUAUUGGUCAGUUAGAAUUAACUGGUAUUAUACUAAUCCUACACUUCAGUACUAAUGUUUAGACCAUCAAGAUUGUCAAAUCAAGGCCUCAAAAUUAACACAAGUUCUUGGUCUCUGCAAGGUUAAUUUACUUCUCUAUGUGUACUCUUGAUAUUUAGUUACAUGAAACAUCAUUUUAGGUUACUGACUUGAGCAAUACAGUAGAAAAUAAUACUCCCAUGAAAAAGCAGCCACUCAAUAUUUAGCUUUUUUUUUUGCAUUCAUGUAGUCCUCACCUUAUUCACUGACAUGCUGCAUCAUAUUUAAACUUUCUUAACAAAACUGUUUCUUGUUAACCUUUGUAUGUUGCUCCUCACAAAAGUGUCUAGAUUCUUAAAGCACUGCUUUCAGAGUUAAAUGUGUAAUAUCAACAUCACUCUAAAGCUGUGGGG